ACGAACUCGGUACCAACGGAAGUCGUCCCAAAGCUUCUGGUCUCGUGGACUCGCUCUCCCGAUUUACCUGCUAAUACAGGAGACAAUACGUACAAAAAAGAAAAACAAAAAAAGAAAACAAAAAAAAAAAAUAAAUUGGCAAGAGGAAACUUUUCAACUUGUAUCGUUCACACGCCGAGACUGGAAGCAAGCCUGAGGAGGGUUUUCCACGAGUGUGAAAUCGACGCGAGACGAACGAGAAAAUAAGCUCGGAAAAUACAAUCCGAUCGGCGAAUACAAAGACUUCAGAAGACUCCUGAGAGCCUCAAAGAAUUUUUACGAUAAUCCUAGUCAAGAGAAACAAUGGUACGUGAAGGUCGCGUAACAAACGGAGCGGUCCUCUUGAUCGCGUUGGUCCUCCUGAACGUUCUGUACACCAUCGACGGUCAAGUCUCGUACAAAAAGGCACGGCUGCAGAAAUUGUGCUCCAGGAAGCUGAGCGACGCCUUGCACAUCGUGUGCCAGGAACGCGGCUACAAUGAGCCGUAUUCGAAUAGCAACGAGGAUAACACGGGAGUCUAUCGCGGAGUUGUCGAGGAGUGCUGUUAUCACGCGUGCACCUACGAACAGCUCGAACGAUAUUGCAAGCCCCUUCCCGAGGAGGAACAGAGCAUCACAGAAGACGAAAAUGAUUUACAAACAAAGCUAGCUUCUCAAAAUCUAUUCGCGACAACUCUGUGGGAGCAACCUCUGCAAACCUCUGCAUCGAAGAUGGACGCCGUGGCCGGCGCCGUGACAAAACGUAAAAGCGAUGACUUAAAUGCGAGGGGAAGGCUGAUGCGAAAAAGCGACGUCGCGGCAGGCACUGCAGAUGCCGAGGUCGGCAUCUAGAGUGCCAUGCUGAUAAGGUUUUUCAUGGCAUUACUAAGUAGCCACUAAAUAGCCAGUUAGACAACAAAUUCGUAUCAAUAUUGACGACAGAUCAGCCGACGACGUUUCCCUCCGUAUCGUAAUGCGGUGCUAAAAAUUCAAUACGAUCGAUCGUCUAUCGUCUCUACGAAAAAUCGGAAUAAGGAGACCUUUCUGAGCAUCUGGUAUCCUCAGAUCGAGGUCUUCUUCUUCUUCUUCAUCCGCCCAUCUUCAAUCCGUCAUUCUCUUAUUGAUGACAUCGGCGAAAUAAUUGACGAAGUUUACACCCCGGAUGAGCACUCGCAGAGAAAGGAAAAUUCGAAGCAGAUAUAUUCGAGCAGAUAUAUCGAUCCGAAAAGGAAUGAUUCUCGUGCAAGAGAGAUUAUUUACAGAAGAAAAUUUAGCUUCAUCGGUGCUAAUAGAUCAGCGACGAUGUCAUCCAUCAAUUUCGGAGGAACUCACAAUCGAGGGAUCUUGGAGGAUCGACGAUUGCUCGACGAUAUCGACGGAAACGAAUAUGCGGCUGUUCCAAUAAUGUUUCUCUUCAGUGUUAAAAAACAAUGGCGUUAAAGAAAAAAGCAAAUUUCGAUGGCGGCUUGUGGAGGAGUCGCGGACUAUAUCGAAUAUAAUAAGUGAUGAACUCGAAUUAGAAUGCAAUUUAGAAUAUCGGGUCGCGACCUCGAAAAAAAAAAA
This is a messenger RNA of Pogonomyrmex barbatus (red harvester ant), 1581 nucleotides long. RefSeq names its product insulin-like growth factor 2.S. Gene Ontology annotation, molecular function: protein serine/threonine kinase activator activity; insulin-like growth factor receptor binding; growth factor activity. Gene Ontology annotation, biological process: positive regulation of vascular endothelial cell proliferation; positive regulation of activated T cell proliferation; positive regulation of insulin receptor signaling pathway. Gene Ontology annotation, cellular component: extracellular region. The record is from RefSeq and is a predicted model, not a curated record. Lineage: Eukaryota; Metazoa; Arthropoda; Insecta; Hymenoptera; Formicidae.